Messenger RNA from Ruditapes philippinarum (Manila clam), 2416 nucleotides. RefSeq lists its product as uncharacterized. Gene Ontology annotation, molecular function: protein binding. The record is from RefSeq and is a predicted model, not a curated record. NCBI's taxonomy places the organism in Eukaryota, Metazoa, Mollusca, Bivalvia, Venerida, Veneridae.
AUGAUAUAUUCGUUAAACAUUUUAGUCAGCCAAAAAACAAGGAAGUGAGACAAGUUGUUGCUUUUUUAUUUUAAAAACAUAUUUUAGAGAUUGAUGAGGGCUAAAGAAAAGGUAAAUGGCUGAACACCAUUCUCUCCAGUACUGGUUGGAAAGUAUCAAUUUACCUCAGUAUUAUAUAAACUUUAUACAGGAAGGUCUGAUCAGUCGCGAACAAUUUGCUGGCAUUGAUGAACAAACUUUAACCAGCAUUGGGGUAACACUACCAGGCCAUCAAAGGCGAAUUCUUACACAUUUACCAAAUGAAAGUAAUUGGAUUGAAAAUGAGACAACUUUACCUAAUCUCCCGCCAAAAAAGAAAUCAGUGAGAGACUCUUUCUUGUAUGAGGAUCAUAAACCACCUGAUAGUUUACCUCUUCAGAAGAAUUCAGGUAACAGUGAUAUGAACACAGCAAUAGAUCCUCUAAAAGUUUCUCCACGUCCUGUGCCAAGACCACGACAAAAAUCUGGCCAUUUAAAAUCUCCACCCUCAACACCAAAUGAAGCAUGUAUGCCAAACGAAGAAAAACCAAAGCCCACAAAGAGACCUACACCAGCUCCUCGUAACCUUGUGUCUCCAAAGGUCAAACCACUUGAACCUUCUCUGUCAGAUAUUCAUGAACAAAAACCUUCCCCGGACACAGUAACUAAAUCCAUAGACAACAAAUUAAAGUUUGGAAACUUAACUUUUAAUAGCAAUGUUACAGAAACACAUUCAAAUGAACACGAAGUUCAAAAUCGUAAUGAUUCUGUGAAAUUAAAGGAUGUUUGUGUAGAAGAAACAUCAACAGAUGACACCUCGUUUUCAGGGUUGUAUAGUUUUCCAGUGAAAGAGAACGUAUCUAACCAUAAUACCAAGUUAAAUGAUCCAGGAUAUAGUGGGGAUGACAACAUUAAAGAUAUGAAGGAUCACAAUGACUCAACUGAAGCUGAAGAAGAUGACCUAUAUAUAAACAUAGACAGUUCAGGGGAGAGUUUAUUAAAAGAUCUUCCUGCUAGAGAAAAGGCAAAAGAAAUUGCUGAAGCAAGUCUUUGUGCUUCUUUUGUUACAACUGAAAAAUAUGAAAAUGCUGACUUUGAUCCUUUGUCUAAGAAGUACCAAGUUAAAAUUGAAGACAUUGAACAUGUUAGUGAUAGAACUAUUAUAAACCAUGAAACAAAACAUGAAUUACCUGAAACAUCAUCAAGAAAUUCUCCUGAGUUAUGCAAAAGUGUUGCUGCUGAAAAUGAAGGUGAUGAUGAUCGCAUAUAUGAACCUAUAUGGGAGAAUAAACUGGAAGAAACAUUGACUAAACCUAGUGAUAAUACCCAAGCUUCAAGUUUGAUGCAAUUUUCUCCAUUAGUUACAGAAAGUAGUUCAUCUGUUAUAACAAGACCUAAAGAUGGAUUGGCUGCACAAAUGUUACAGAAUAGGGUAUCAUCAUAUGGUAGAGAUUCUGCAUCAUUUGAUAUGCCACCACCCCAGUUUGCUCCACCACCAUUGCCACCAACAAUGACUAACAUGAAAGAUGUGAUAUGUGACUUUGAUCCCCUGGCAGGUACAGGAGGACAUAACAUGCCCCCUGUACCACCAAGGCCAUCCAACUAUACUCCACCAAAGAUGUUCAAACCAUAUGAGAACGUGCAAUUUCCAAUGGGUGCUGAAUCAACAACUUUACCUGGGCACAAUAGUGACAUGGAACCUGAUGUGCCAGUCUUUUCAUCUGCAUUGAUAUACCAAGAUGCACGUGCAUCCUGUGCAGAUGAUCCUUUCAAAUAUGAAGACCCAUUUGGACAGUUUAAACCUGAUUGUGAUGGGUUUGAACCUGAGAAUUUACCACCAUCAUCUUGUAACACAAAUACUCAAGCUGUUCAUGACGAAAGUGCUAUAUAUGAAGCUGCUAAGGAUCCUGAUGAUUUUGAUCCAUUUGGAUUGAAAAAUCAUAAACCAAGCCUGACCUCUCUACCAAGGUCUAUCUCUAGUGGGAGCAGUAACAGCCAGUUCCGCCUCAGUGAGGUUCCUCCAGCACCAAAGACCUACAAUGCCUCACCAGAAUCAAAUAGAAUGUACUCAGUUGCUGGGAACUUAAAUGAUGGUGAUUCAAGCAGUAAUGGUAGUUUAGAUGAUUUAAUUGAUGGUGGUGAUCAUAAUGAUGAGGACACUAGUUCUGGUACAAUGACUCAAGUAGAGAUACUUCCCACAACUGCAUUAUCUCCAAGAAGAAAGGAGAGAAGUGGCUAUUUGUAUAAACAAGGAGGAGUAAAACAGAAUCGUGGCUGGAGGAAAAGAUGGGUUAUAUUUGAUGGUAAAUCCCUGAGAUACUACUGCAAUGCUAAGGAUCAAGUAUCGAAGAGGAUAGUGCCAUUGUCAUGUAUGACCAAUGUUGAAAUGGAUGUCAAG